Molecule: messenger RNA, 435 nt
Organism: Prunus armeniaca (apricot)
Lineage: Eukaryota; Viridiplantae; Streptophyta; Magnoliopsida; Rosales; Rosaceae
Source: the annotation of a GenBank genome assembly
AUGGUAUACGACAUUGGCGCCAGGCUUUGUUUGCUCUUGGGAGGAUUUGACAAGCAGCAUAAAGAAAGAAUUACCAGCACUCAACUCAAUAACACUCGCCAAAAACAUGGUGAGGAUCCCGUGGACUUUGUCCACAGGUUCCGGUACCUAGCGUUAGAUUGCUACGAUGAGAAAGAUGAGGAGGCGCUUGUCGAAAUUUGCAUCAGCAAUAUUGUGGCAAAUUAUAGAGUUUAUUUGGAGAAUAUUGGCAUCAGCCAAUUUUCUUGGCUGCUAAAAGCAGUGAGGAAAACAAGCAUUUCUGUUAAACUAAAUGGGCAUGAAGCUUGGAAGAGUGAAGAGGAAGAGUAUCACUUGGGGGCUUCAUUUGGUCAACAAGAUUAUCGAGAAACAGCUGUUGUAACCUCUUAUAAGAGCUGCAAAUCACUCUCUGAUUAA